GGUUGAGUCUGGUUUCCAGGGAAACUAAAAAUCAGAAGCUUUCAGCACUCGGAGCCACAGUGAAAUCCAAGGACCACCAUCCACCGAGAUUCUUCUGGAAAAUAAACCUGCGUCUAAUCACUACCAGCACCAAAGCGAGACGCUCAGUGUGAAGACAUGCUUUGCUGGUGAAAUCUUUGACAGUAUGGACUCCGCUUUGGAUCUGGCGUUCAGCUGAGCUAACCCUCAGUGGUGUGAAACACAUUUCACUUUGCUUCGCCACAAACUCAUCUCUGAACUCAUGGAGGGUCCGGUUUUGACAGAGAGUGAAGUUUGGAAAGUUGGCUCGGAGACCAGCACAAGUAUAAACCCAGAAGACCGAAGCAUUGACUAUCCUCUCAUUAAUGACACUGAUGAAAAAGUGAAAGCACCAGAGAGUGCAGUCCAAGAGGAGAUCAUCCAACAGUCUGUGAAUCCACCUGAACUGCGAAUCGAGGAUUUAUCUUCCCCUCAAACUGAAAUGGAGGUUGAUGAUCCAGCAUGCAAAGAGAGAUGUAAGGAGAUGUGCAUUGAUCAGGAGAUCACCAUUCUGGUGACCAAUCAUGAUUGCAAUUUAGAGGAGGAAGAGGAUGAGGACACAAAUGAAGAGCAGACGGCUUGUACUGAAGCUGUAAUAUCUAGUGUUGAUGUUCGAGAACUGAUUGAUGAGGAUAAUCUUGAUGGAUCAAUUGUUGUGGCCAACAUGAUUGAAGUAAGUCAAAUCCAGAAAACCAACGUCGUAAACAACACCUCAACUAAUACAACAACUGAAGAACAACCUAAAUCUCAAGAGGAUCCAGACCCAAUUUGCACAAAGUCAAACCCACCACAGGAAUCGGAUGUUUGUAGCACACAAAGUCUGAAAGAUCAGCCCACACAGUCUGAGGAUGUAGGAAAAGUCGAUGCAAAUAAAAGCGAACCGGCUAAAGAGAAGCUGGAUUUGAGUCGAUCUCCUAUUCGCACUCAACAUGUGCAAACACAAGUCAGUCUUGAGGUGAUGUACCAUUCGGUGGCCACCAGUCCCAUGACUCCACCAGAAGCUUCUGGAACUUUCAUUUUUCCAAGCACUUUUGGAAAGCUCGCUAAUAAAUGCAACCAGGAGGACUUAGAGACUAAAAAUGUGGAGAUGCAUUCGGUGGCCACAGCUCCAAUGACUCCUUUAGUUCUGAACGCUCCAGAGACGCAUUCUGUAGCCACUGCUCCAAUGACUCCUUUAGUACUGAAUGCUCCAGAGCUGCAUUCGAUAGGCACAGCUCCAAUGACUCCUACAGUACUAAAUGCUCCAGAGAUGCAUUCGACAGGCACAGCUCCAAUGACUCCUACAGUACUAAAUGCUCCAGAGAUGCAUUCGACAGGCACAGCUCCAAUGACUCCUACAGUACUAAAUGCCCCAGAGAUGCAUUCGAUAGGCACAGCUCCAAUGACUCCUAUAGUUCUGAAUGCCCCAGAGAUGUGUUCUGUAGCCACAGCUCCAAUGACUCCUGUUAUUUUAACCGCUCCAGAGGUCAUCCCAGAGCCAGAACCAAGGAUUGGGAUUGUAAUAGAAGAUUCUCCGGAACCCGUGCAGGAGGUAAGCUGGGAUGAAAAAGGCAUGACUUGGGAGGUUUACGGAGCGGUGGUGGAGGUGGCGGUGCUGGGAACUGCUAUUCAGAAGCACCUGGAGAAGCAGGUGAAGAAGCAGAAGAUACAACCUGGUCCGAUUGAUGUCCCGUGUGUGGAUCUGAGCGAAAUAUCCACGCCGAUGCCUUCCAGUCCUCCUCCAAUUUCAGGUUCGGCUGAAAACAUCCAGGAUAAAGGAGAAAGUGAGGAGAAGCCGGUGCAGAUUAAAAGACGUCGACAGAAUCAUGUCCGCCAGUGGUUUAGGAGCAUCCGGAGACCGAGUUGUUGCUCAAGACCACGUCAAGAUGAGGAAUAAAACUAAAAACAUUUAUAAAGUCCAUUGAAACCAUCGUAAUAUUUCAAGCCAGACAAUCUCGACUAAUCCUGAGCAGCUUUGAUACGCACCUUUAACAUUCUUAAAGUGACAGUUCACACAAAAUGUAUAUGUCCUUGCCAUUUACUUAACCUGUUGACAUCCAUACUAGGAAUAAAAACAGUAUGGAGGUCAGUGGCUGUUUUUUUUAUCCAGAAUUCUUCAGUAUAUUUUUUUCAGCAGAAAAAGACGCUUAAACAGGUCUGGAACAGGUUGAGGAUGAAAGAAAUUCACUGAACUGUCCCUUUAACACUUUGAAAAUGACCUUAGAAUCCUCUUUAUUGAUUGUUUUUUUUGUGUGAUUGCAUAAACUUCAGACAAUUACAAUUUUUGCCAGAAACAUCUGGAGAAGCAGGUGAAGAAACAGAAGAUACAGCUUGGUCCAAUUGAUGUCACGUCAGGAAAUAUCCAGUCCGAUGCCUUCUAGUCCUCCUCAAAUUUCAGAUUCAGGCGAAAAUAUCCACGAUAAAGGGGAAAGUGAGGAGAAGACUAAAAGACGUCAACAGAAUCAUGUUCACCAGGGGUUUAGGAGCAUCCGAAGGCUGAGUUUUUGUUCAAGACCACGUCCAGAUGAGGAAUGAAACCAUCAACUGAUCGUUUAUAAGGUCCAUUGAAACCAUCGUAAUAUUUCAAACCUGACAAUCUCUACAAGUCUUGAGCAGCUUUGAUACGCACCUUUAACAUUCCUAAAGUGACAGUUCACUCAAAAUGUUUAUUUCUUCACCAUUUACUUACGCUGUUGACAUCCAUAAUAGGAGUAAAAACACUAUGGAGGUCAAUGGUGGGAUUUUUUUAAAUCCAGCAUUCUUCAAUAUAUCUGUUUUUAGCAAAAAAAAAAAAAAUAGAAGCUUGAAUAAAUGUGGACCAAGUUGAGGAUGAAUGAAGGA
Molecule: messenger RNA, 2877 nt
Organism: Danio rerio (zebrafish)
Lineage: Eukaryota; Metazoa; Chordata; Actinopteri; Cypriniformes; Danionidae
Source: RefSeq, a predicted model, not a curated record